AUGUCCACCACGUAUGAUGAGCACCCGCUUCACACUCACCAACCCUCUCGUAGAACCACCGCGAACCGCCUGUUUGCAGUGGUUCAUUUGUGUGCCAUCUUAGCCCUACUCUAUCACCAUGCACUCUCACUGCUCCACUCCAAAACCCUCCCUUCUUUCUUCAUCACCCUCAUCCUCCUCAUCUCCGACUCUGUCCUCGCUUUUAUGUUCACCACCACACAAUCUUUUCGGAUGAAUCCAAUAUAUCGAAUCGAAUUCCCAGAAAACCUCAAAAAGGUCGUGGAAGAAUCGGACUUUCCAGCACUGGACGUGUUCAUAUGCACUGCUGAUCCAGACAAGGAGCCGCCAAUGAACGUGGUGAACACGGCCUCAUCGGUCAUGGCUUAUGAUUACCCGACCGACAAGGUAUCGGUGUAUGGUUUGGACUAUGGCGGCUCGGCUCUGACUCUCUUUGCUUUCUUGGAGGCUGCCAAGUUUGCAAGGCACUGGUUGCCUUUUUGUAGAAAGAACAUGAUAGUGGAGUGCAACCCAGAAGCUUAUUUUGCAGUGGAUCAUUCUCAAGUGGUAGAGCUCUUUAUUCUCACUUUUACGAUGAUAUGA
Prunus armeniaca (apricot) is the source of this 600-nucleotide messenger RNA. Lineage: Eukaryota; Viridiplantae; Streptophyta; Magnoliopsida; Rosales; Rosaceae. The record is from the annotation of a GenBank genome assembly.